This is a messenger RNA of Agelaius phoeniceus (red-winged blackbird), 4483 nucleotides long. RefSeq names its product radical S-adenosyl methionine domain containing 2 (gene RSAD2). Gene Ontology annotation, biological process: positive regulation of immune response; defense response to virus. Gene Ontology annotation, cellular component: endoplasmic reticulum membrane; mitochondrion; lipid droplet. Gene Ontology annotation, molecular function: catalytic activity; 4 iron, 4 sulfur cluster binding. Lineage: Eukaryota; Metazoa; Chordata; Aves; Passeriformes; Icteridae. The record is from RefSeq and is a predicted model, not a curated record.
UGCGGAGCGCCGGACACCUCUCUGCAGCCUGCGAGCCGAGCCGAGCUGAGCCGAGCCGGGUCGGAUUGAAGUGAACCGAGACCAGCCAAACCGACCCCAGCCGAAUCAAGUCCAGUCGAACCGUGCCCAGGAGGGUCCGAAACAGCAGCGCAUCUCGCCGAGUCCGAGCCGAGCCGGGUCGGAUUGAGCUGAACCGAGACCAGCCAAACCGACCCCAGCCGAAUCAAGUCCAGUCGAACCGUGCCCAGGAGGGUCCGAAACAGCAGCGCAUCUCUCCGGGGCCGAGCCGAGCCGAGCCGAGCCAUGCAGCUGGUCCUGCUGGCCCGGCUGCUGUCCGUCGGGAGGGCGGUGCUGGCGGCGCUGCGAGGGCGCCUGGGCGCGCUGUGCUGGAGCCUGGCUCCCCUGUCCCUGUCCCUGCCCCUGUCCCUGUCCCUGCCCGGCUGGCGGGACUCGUCUCCCCGGCCGCAGCGGGAGCAGGAAGGGGACGACGCGGCCCCGACGCCCACCAGCGUCAAUUACCACUUCACCCGGCAGUGCAACUACAAGUGCGGCUUCUGCUUCCACACGGCCAAGACCUCCUUCGUGCUGCCCCUGGAGGAGGCCAAGCGAGGGCUGGCGAUGCUCAAGGAAGGAGGAAUGGAGAAAAUCAAUUUCUCGGGAGGAGAACCAUUUCUUCAGGACAGAGGCGAAUUUGUAGGCAAACUGGUCCAGUUUUGCAAGCAGGAGUUGGAGCUCCCAAGUGUCAGCAUUGUCAGCAAUGGCAGCCUGAUCAGAAAGCAAUGGUUCGAGAAGUACGGUGAAUAUUUAGAUAUUCUGGCAAUUUCAUGUGAUAGUUUUAAUGAGGAUGUCAAUGUUUUAAUUGGCCGUCGUCAAGGAAAGAAGAACCAUGUGGAAAAUCUCCAUAAACUGAGGCAGUGGUGCCGAGAGUAUGCAGUUGCUUUUAAAAUAAAUUCAGUCAUCAACAGAUUUAAUGUUGAGGAAGAUAUGAAUGAGCAGAUCAAGGCACUGAACCCAGUGCGCUGGAAGGUAUUCCAGUGCCUGAUUAUCGAAGGGGAGAACAGUGGUGAGGAUGCUCUAAGAGAAGCAGAAAAAUUUGUUAUCAGUGAUGAAGACUUUGAUCGAUUCCUGGAUCGCCACAAAGAUGUCUCCUGCUUGGUACCUGAAUCUAAUCAGAAGAUGAGGGAUUCAUACCUCAUUCUGGAUGAAUACAUGCGUUUUCUAAACUGUAGAAAUGGGCGGAAAGAACCUUCCAAGUCCAUCCUGGAUGUUGGUGUAGAAGCAGCUAUAAAAUUCAGCGGAUUUGAUGAGAAGAUGUUCCUAAAAAGAGGAGGAAAGUAUGUGUGGAGUAAAGCAGAUAUGAAACUGGACUGGUGACUCAGUAUACUGAGUUAGGGCAGUGCAUUCUGUGAAAACAGGUGUAUCUUAUAGGUGAGUGUAUACUUGCAUACAAUGCUUUUAAUUACACCUGGUAUUUUACACAGACUGAUGUUCAGUAUAACUGUACAUGUGAAUAUGUUACAUGCUUUUAAAAUGCAGAUUACAUUGUCUAUACUUUCUUGAGCAUGACCAAAUACUUUCAGAGCUUUUUAGAUACAUGAACAGAUCUCUGAAAUAAACUUUGUAGUCCAUUGCACCAAGGACUAAAAGGCAAACUGUUUCUAUAAAAUACUCCAUGAGUGUUCAUGCCAGAUAAGAAGCAAGAAACCAUCCCAAACUCUAACUCAUUCUAAAUAGCUGUAAUGACGGAGAAGUGAAAAUUCUUAUCAGGGAACACAUUCUGCCUGUUUCUCAGGGCAACAUGGAUUGCAGUUCCUGGGUAGAUCGCUGGAGGGCCAGCUGGCAGGCCCCUGGAAGCAACUUCUGCUUUUUUCGGCAGUAAUAGAGGGUCAGAAUCCGGGAAUCAUUAAGUAAUAACGUAUUUAAAAGAAAAUUAAGGAGAAAAAAUUGGCAGUUUUUAUUCUUUAAGACUUAAUUGUAACAGAAUCUUCUCCCUCUCCUCUCUAUAAACACAUGAUAUUUGCAAAAAUGUUGAGGCAUGUAAUUUUCUGUGAAAACAUAUUUUUAGUCAUGAAAAAAUAUUAUAUUCAUUCAUCCUAAAACCUAGAGGUACAUUUUAUCUAAUGAUAAACAACAUCAUAUUUCACAUUGGAAAUGUCCUUCAAAUAUUUGUUCUAACAAAUAUUUACAAGGAAACAUUGUUUUUAUUUUAUUAGUAUCUCAAUUUUCCUUUCAUCUGCAAAUAUUGAUUUAUUACUUUAAACUAUUUUUGAACUGUGGGCAUAUAGUUCUGAUGAAUAUUCUUUCUUAAACUAAUUAAUACCAUGUAGAACAACCUAACAUAUAUCUUCUGUUGAAUACUAGCUUUUUAUUUUGCUAAGCUAUGGAACUACACACAACAAAGUUCAUAAAUCAAACAACCCUGUUUUAAAGGUUGCUUAUCUCAGCAACUAAUUAGCUUGCUGGUUAUAAACCUGCAGAUUUUAAAUGAAACUAAAUUUGGUUUUGUGAGAGCUACCUUUGAUUUUAAAAGCAGGUAGCAUCAAUAUAAAAUACAAAAACUAAAAGAAAAAUCCUCAAAACAUGAAAAAUAAUCUAAUAUACUGCCCUCACUCUUGGUUUUCUGGCAAUGGUUAUGUCUUUAUAAUGGCAGGUUUUCAAAUUUAACUAGUCCCAUCCUCCCUCUGUCUGAAGGGUACAGGGAUAGGCACUGCACAGAGCAGAAGUGAGAUGGCACUACUCAUUAAUCCUGUCCCUGAACUCAAUGCCUGGACUGUCUCACACAUUUAAAUAUUUGCAGAAGCUGGAAGCCAGCAUGCAUUAAAUAUACCAGAUAGAGAAAAUGACACCUUAUUCAAUUUUUUUUUGGAAAUGAUAGUUGAUUUUUUUAAAGAAGUUUUUUGCAUUUUUGCAUGAAAGAAAUGUUUUGCAUUCACCUAAUGCACCUUUAAAGUUGAAGGGGGAAAAUGCUAAAGUAGGAGCUGGUACUUCUGUGUAAAGGAAAGUACUCUGAAUACUCAGUGAAAACGUUUCCAUUUAUAAUUCCUUCAGUUUCUAUUUUUACGAUCCUAACUGUAACUAUACUCAGUGGUGCUCUUUUGUCUCUUUGUAUUUUGCAUUUUGCAGUCACAACAUUUCCUAGACACAGACAUUUCAGUAUUUUUUUUUUCUUGUAUUAACACUAAGUGACAUUUAAAAUGUGGCCCACACACAGUAACCCCACAGUCUUUUGGCAGCUAUUUCACUGACCUUGGCUGGAGAUCUCCCUGGCUCUAUGAGCAGUGCAAAUUUAUGUAACUGGGGUUUGACUUCCCCUGCCCAAAUAUUAAAUCUAGUCUCUUCCUCAGUACCUACACCACACUGAUAGAAAAGAAGCAUUUUUCUUUGUUGCUGUCUCAGUCCCAGGAUGGGGAAAGAUUUAGUGCAUCAAUGUACCAAAAAAUCUACCACCCUGCAGCUUCUGCAAAAAAUGCCAGCUGUAGCACAGCACACAGAUAUGAGGUACACAAACUCCUGUUCAGGUCCAGAAAUCCUGCCAUUCUUUGCUUUGCAUUUUAUCCUGUAAAUGGCUAUCCUUUUGCUUCCUCUGUGCCUACAGAGGAAACUGCAGGAGAAACAAGAAGGAGAUGAAAAUGUCAAAAUCCAGUAAAGAAUGUACAGACAUUUAAGAUGACUUUUGCUAGAAGGUUCUAUGUGCUUAAAAUGUUGGGGAUUUCACCUGCAUAAUUAGUAAAAGGUUUCUGUUCUGUGUGAUACUCCUUUUCAAAGGAAAUAUGAAUUGUGUACAUUGGAAAUUAAGAAUCUCACAAUACAGUUUGAGAGUAAUUUCAGUUAAUGAACAGCUAUUGGCAUUUUUAUUUGCAAAAUCUAUUGUUGUGUAAAACAAAAAAAAAAAAAUUGCUACAGUUGAUGAGUCUAGUUUAUGUUAAUAAAAUUAUAAACACAGUUCAUAUUGGACCAAAAGUGGAUUUUGGCCUUUCAUGAUGUAGUAGGGGCUACCUUUCAGUAUGGGACUAGAAAAAUAAAACAGAAUUCAACAUGGUUACUCUCAGGCUUAGUGAUUACAGCUAUGUUGUGAUCCUGAAAAGUCAGGAUUAAAUUUAAGUCUUUUAAGCACAGAUAUGCUUAAUUGUAGCUUUGUGUAUAAUAUCAUAGUAUUGCAGCUAAGCACUUGUUAAAGAUGCUGAAUUGGGAAAGAACUGGCACUGCAUUCCACUAACAUUAUACAAUUGUUUCUAUUUGUAAAACAAAUGUAGAGAAUGACUGUUUGGAAGGAUGACUUCUGAUAAAAUUGUGACUAUACCUUGGGUAACAAGUAAAAUUGUCACUUAAGAUGCACUUUAGGAUCCCCUAUUUUUCAGUAUGAAGGAUGCUGAUAUAUUUGAAUGUUACCAAUUAUCAAUUUUGGACUAAUAGUGUCAAAUAAUUAGUGCUAAGUAUUUCAUGAGUGUGUUGCACCUUUCAAUAAAUGUUUCUAUUUUCUUAA